AUGUUUAGCAAUAUAGUGGCAACUGGAUUUGAAGACAGGUAUAAUGUGCGAGUGACACCCUUGUUGGGGGCGAGAUGGCUGAAGUGGUUAGAGUACGAAUCCACUGACCUGAAUGUCCGUGGUUCGAAACCAACACCUGCCUCUCGAUUUCCCCUGUCUAGACUUAGUCAACCAACAUCAUUGAUACCAAAGGAGGGGAAGCACUGGACUCGGGUUUCGGUCUUAUUAGAGCUCAUCAGCAGUGGAUAUCCAAUGGCCGUGCUGGGGUUCGAACUCCGGAAAUCUGACGUGCGAAGCGAGCGCGUAACCACUGUUCCACCAGCGCACGUUGGACGCAUUUGA
Molecule: messenger RNA, 342 nt
Organism: Opisthorchis viverrini
Lineage: Eukaryota; Metazoa; Platyhelminthes; Trematoda; Opisthorchiida; Opisthorchiidae
Exons: 2
Coding region: 1-342 (113 amino acids)
Source: RefSeq, a predicted model, not a curated record